UGACCAAUUAAGUACAAGUACACAUAAUUAAUAUAUUCCCAGUUUUAAGAUUCUGUAUUUAUUAGACCACUGUCCGCUUUCUUUUUCUGUCCUACGCGGCUACACCUCAAAUACUUCUUUCUCUUAUUCUUGUUUGUCCAUAGAGAAAAAAUACAGUGAAUAUUAACUGAAAGCCUGAACAAUUAUAUAGGGACUUCUCAGAAGUUUCAAAGAGAUUUGCAGAUUUUAUUUUAAUCUGAUAUAAGUAGUAAUUGAUGGCAUCACCAGACUUGCAUACACCUUGGCUAUCAUCAGCUAUUGAAUCUUUUGGUGGAUCCUUCAACAUACACACAGAAGAUGAAGGCACAGCUCACAGUGUUGUAGAAUUUCUUGAAGAUCCAAAUUCUUCUGAUUGUAAUGUACCUCCUAAUAUUCCGAAACCCCCUCCAGUUCCUGGUAAAAUCCAUUCAAAAGCCGCUAGUUCUCGACAACUUGCUAAUUAUGAUUGUGUCCCAAAAGAAACAAUAGAUACAUGGGACAAGCUAUUCAAAGAAGGAUAUGGAGCAGAUGUGCAUAUAAUUACUGAGGAUGGAUCAUUUAUUCCAGCUCAUUAUCCCCUUCUGAGUGUUGCAUCUCCAGUGUUGGGGAAUCUUCUGCAGCAAUCCAAAGUAAGGAAUGGUAUUAGAUGCAUAAAGAUCGCUGGGGUACCUCAUGAUGCAGUCUAUGUGUUCAUCCGUUUCCUCUACUCAGCCUGUUACGACGAAGGAGAUAUAAAGAAGUUUGUUCUGCAUCUGUUGGUCUUAUCACAUUUCUACUCAGUACCAUCCCUUAAAAGAGUGUGCAUAAACCAUUUGGAGCAGGGUUGGUUGACCUCGGAAAAUGUGAUAGAUGUGCUUCAGUUAGCGAGGGACUGUGAUGCACCACGACUUGCUCUCUUUUGCAUUCGUAUGGUUGUGAGGAACUUCAAGAGCAUAUCAUCCACUGAGGGUUGGAAAGUAAUGAGACGCGCUAAUCCCGCACUUGAACAGGAACUUUUAGAAUUUGUUGUUGAAGCAGAUACGAGAAAAGAAGACAGGCAGAAGAAAAUCGAAGAGAAAAAGGUGUAUUUGCAACUGCAUGAAGCAAUGGAAGCACUGGUUCACAUUUGCAGGGAUGGGUGUCGAACUAUUGGGCCUCGUGACAAGGUGCUUAAAGCAAGCCAGGUGGCGUGUAGUUUUCCUGCAUGCAAGGGGCUGGAAUCUCUGGUCCGUCAUUUCUCUAGCUGUAAAACUAGAGUUCCUGGUGGAUGUGUACAUUGCAAGCGAAUGUGGCAGCUUCUUGAGCUACAUUCACGUAUUUGCGAAGAACCUGACUAUUGCAAAGUUCCUCUUUGUAGGCAUUUCAAGGUGAAAAUGCUGCAACAGACCAAGAAAGACGAGUUGAAGUGGAAGGUGCUAGUAAGCAAAGUGAGAGCAGCAAAGAAUGUAGUGAGCUUAUUCUCAUCUCGGCGGUUAGCUUUUUAAUGACCAUAGAAUAGUAUAUAUGAUGCUUAUAACAACAUAUGGCCAAUAUUUUAGCUGGCCAUACAUAUACAAGCUGUGUAAAUUACAGCUAAUUCAUAUAUAAAAUAUCAUGUAACAGUUGCUAUUUCUGAUUAAUUUAUGGCCAGGUGUCCUCUUUUUCAUAAGCCAGUUGGUACAAAAAGUUCUAAUGUAUAGCAACUCUUAUGUUUUUGUUAGUUGGAGUUGUCUAUCAUAUUUUUGAUGAACAAGAAGAGUAUUACUAUAAACUUGAAGAUUAUGGUUCAACUGCA
This is a messenger RNA of Lycium barbarum (goji berry), 1771 nucleotides long. RefSeq names its product BTB/POZ and TAZ domain-containing protein 3-like. The coding region runs from base 255 to 1481 and encodes 408 amino acids. The record is from RefSeq and is a predicted model, not a curated record. Gene Ontology annotation, molecular function: protein binding. Lineage: Eukaryota; Viridiplantae; Streptophyta; Magnoliopsida; Solanales; Solanaceae. The transcript is spliced from 7 exons.